Molecule: messenger RNA, 710 nt
Organism: Nematolebias whitei (Rio pearlfish)
Lineage: Eukaryota; Metazoa; Chordata; Actinopteri; Cyprinodontiformes; Rivulidae
Gene: six9
Product: SIX homeobox 9
Exons: 3
Coding region: 1-705 (234 amino acids)
Biological process (GO): regulation of transcription by RNA polymerase II
Cellular component (GO): transcription regulator complex; nucleus
Molecular function (GO): RNA polymerase II cis-regulatory region sequence-specific DNA binding; DNA-binding transcription factor activity, RNA polymerase II-specific
Source: RefSeq, a predicted model, not a curated record
AUGAUCUUCACAGCAGAACAGGUCAUGUGUGUGUGUGAGGUCCUCCUGCAAGGUGGUUACAUGGAUCGGCUCUCCAGCUUCCUCUCCACUCUUCCUCCCUCUUCUUCGUGCCUGGGGGAACUAGAGAGCGUGUUAAAGGCCAAAGCUGCUGUGGCCUUUCACCAGGGGCGCUUCUCGGACCUCUACGCCUUGCUGGAGGGCUUCCCCUUCUCCCCACGCAGCCACUCGUUCCUGCAGCAACUCUGGCUGAGAGCCCACUACGCUGAGGCAGAGAAGCAGAGGGGUCGGCCCCUGGGAGCUGUGGGGAAGUACCGAGUCAGGAGGAAGUUUCCUCUACCGCACACCAUCUGGGAUGGAGAAGAGACCAGUUACUGCUUUAAGGAAAAGUCUCGGGGUAUACUAAGGGAGUGGUACCACUGUAAGCCGUAUCCGUCUACCCGGGAGAAGAGGGAGCUCGCAGUGGCCACCGGCCUCACGUCCACCCAAGUUAGCAACUGGUUCAAGAACCGGCGACAGAGAGACCGAGCUGCAGACGUUAACAGUUUCCAAACAUCUGUGAGUGGAGGACCUUCAGACGUCUACCUCUCUGACAACGAACGCUCUCCUCCUGGCGGCUCACAUUACCACCACCACCACCACCACCGGACACCUCCACCCCUCUGCCAUCCACCUCUUCCUCUACAUCAAACGAGCGGAGAACGUUAAGAAGU